Molecule: messenger RNA, 1044 nt
Organism: Fraxinus pennsylvanica
Lineage: Eukaryota; Viridiplantae; Streptophyta; Magnoliopsida; Lamiales; Oleaceae
Source: the annotation of a GenBank genome assembly
AUGGCUCGCUGUAUUCUGAUUCUCUUCUUCACUCUACUCCUCCUCGUUGUCUCCGCCUCCGCGCACGGCGGAGAUAAUGACUCAGAUUCCGACUCAGGCUCGCCGGUGGAUAAGCCGAACCUGAGAUCUCGGUCUCUGAUUCUGGUGAAAAUAUGGUGCCUGAUACUGGUGUUUGUUGGGACUCUUGUCGGGGGGAUUUCGCCUUACUUCAUGAAGUGGAACGAGGGCUUUUUGGUUACUGGGACGCAAUUCGCCGGUGGGGUUUUCUUGGGGACUGCUUUGAUGCAUUUCUUGAGUGAUUCUAAUGAGACUUUUGGUGACUUGACUGAAAAAGAAUACCCUUUUGCAUUUAUGUUGGCGAGUGCUGGAUAUUUGUUAACUAUGCUGGCUGAUUGUGUUAUUUCUUAUGUUUGUGGGAAACAGAAGAAUGUUUCUGCUUAUAAUCACACUGAAAUCCAAGGUUCUCACGAUGAAAAAGGCUCCGUUGACAGAAUACCUUCCCAGUCGCAGUCGCAGGUUGAGACUGGCGCCGAAGAAAAUCUUGCUAAACAUUCCCUCACGAGUGCAACUUCACUCGGGGAUAGCAUCUUGUUAAUUGUUGCACUGUGCUUUCAUUCCGUGUUUGAGGGCAUUGCGAUUGGAGUAGCCGAGACAAGAGCAGAUGCCUGGCGAGCCCUCUGGACCGUCUGUCUACACAAGAUAUUUGCUGCAAUUGCUAUGGGUAUAGCUCUUCUUAGGAUGAUUCCAGAUCGCCCCCUCUUAUCUUGUGUAGCUUAUGCUUUUGCAUUCGCCAUAUCAAGUCCAAUCGGUGUUGCCAUUGGAAUUAUAAUAGAUGAAACGACGCAGGGUGCUGUAGCAGACUGGAUUUACGCUAUAUCAAUGGGUCUGGCUUGUGGGGUUUUCAUCUAUGUAUCCAUUAACCAUUUACUGUCCAAGGGUUAUAAGCCUCAAAAACCAGUUUCAGUCGAUACACCACACCAUAAGUUUCUGGCUGCAUUGUUGGGUGUCGGGGUUAUUGCUGUUGUAAUGAUUUGGGAUACUUAG